Brassica oleracea var. oleracea is the source of this 2241-nucleotide messenger RNA. RefSeq lists its product as uncharacterized. The transcript has a single exon. Gene Ontology annotation, molecular function: nucleic acid binding. NCBI's taxonomy places the organism in Eukaryota, Viridiplantae, Streptophyta, Magnoliopsida, Brassicales, Brassicaceae. The coding region runs from base 1 to 2241 and encodes 746 amino acids. The record is from RefSeq and is a predicted model, not a curated record.
AUGGUUACUUUUCGCCGAUCUACUCGCUGUGGAACUCACGUUUCUACUCCGGUGACAAAGACGACAAAUCCAGCUCGACGGACAGUUCAACGACCUAUUCCGGUGUCUUAUGUUCCUGAUUCAUCUAUUCCGGUGAAUCCUUUUCCAAGUUCAUCUAUUCCGAUGACUUUUCCGAUCAAUCCUGUACCGGCAUCUAUUCCGAUGACUUCCUUUCCGGUUCCUGGACUAUCUACUGAGUCGUUCACCUUCGAUGGGAUCCAAUAUUCACCGUAUUACGUAACGAAUGGAGAUAACCCUGGAUCUUCCAUCAUUUCAGAUACACUCGAUGGUAUGAACUACAAUACUUGGAAUCUUGCCAUUACUAUUGCUCUUGAUGCGAAGAACAAGUUAUCCUUUAUUGAUGGAUCUCUUCCUAGACCACCUGAGAAUCAUCCACACUAUAGGAUCUUGUCACGCUGCAAUAGUAUGGUUAAAUCUUGGUUGUUGAAUUCUGUUACCAAGCAAAUUUAUGGGAGUAUACUGAGAUUUAACGAUGCUUCUGAAAUCUGGAAAGACUUGAUGACAAGAUUCCGCAUUACGAAUCUGCCAAGAUCUGAUCAGCUCACACAACAAAUCUGGUCUCUUCAUCAAGGCUCUAUGGAUCUUUCUACAUACUAUACCAAACUCAAGACAUUUUGGGAUGAGCUUGAUGGAGCAGAUUGUGUUAAAAAUUGUCACAACUGUGAAUGCUGCAAAGCUACUCACACCAAGACAGAGCAUACUAAGAUCAUCAAGUUCUUAGCUGGAUUAAAUGAGUCGUAUUCAAACGCUCGUAGUCAGAUUAUCAUGAAGAAGCACAUCCCAGAUCUUGCUGAAGUAUACAACCUACUAGAUCAAGAUUACAGUCAGCGAAGCAUUGUUCCUAUUCCCAAUGCCUCUGCUUACAAUGUAGCUACUGUCAAUGAUGGUUCUCAGGCGUCUAUCAAUGCUAUGCAUUCCACUCCUCAUCAACGUCAGGCGAGACAAAUGUAUUCUCAUUGUGGAUAUUCAGGCCACACAGUUGACAAAUGCUACAAAGUUCAUGGCUAUCCUCCUGGAUUCAAGUCAAAGCGAACUACUUCAGCUGACAAACAAUCCUCAGAUGCAAAACCUUUGGUAGCAAACAUGUCCUUGAAUGAAACUCAUACUAAUGAUUUCAAUUCUACAGGUUUCGUGAACAGCCUUACCAAAGAUCAAAUUCAAGAAGUCAUUGAGUACUUUAAUGCUCAAAUGCAACUAUCUCAACCAACUUCUGAUAUUCCCUCAACAUCUGGUGGAACCAUUACCGCACUACCCGGUAUGGCAUUCUCUUCUAAGACCUUAUGUUUUUCUGGAAUAUUACGAACUACUGGUCAUGUUCUCUCAUCAGAGUCAUGGAUUAUAGAUAGUGGAGCAACUCAUCAUGUAUGUCAUGAUAGGAGUCUGUUUUCUGCUCUAUCUGAUACUGUCAAUAUAUCAGUGAGUCUACCGACUGGUUUAGGAGUUCAGAUUAUUGGGAUUGGACAAGUGAAGUUGAAUGAGUCCAUGAUCUUAAACAAUGUUCUGUUCAUUCCGGACUUCAGACUGAAUCUCUUAAGCGUGAGCCAGUUGACAAAAGAUCUUGGCUUCAGAGUUGCUUUUGAUGAUGAUUCUUAUGUGAUUCAGGAUCUUACCAAGGGAUUGACGAUUGGUCAGGGUGAAGAAAUACAGAACCUAUACGUCCUGGACAGAGCUUCUCUUGGACGAUCAACACUUAUUACGUCUCCGUUUUAUACAAACAUUGUUGUAGAUGCAUCUCUUUGGCAUCACAGACUAGGUCAUCCUUCAAUACAAAAGCUUGAUUCAAUAGCGAAUGUAUUAGGAUUAUCACAAAGGAAUAAAACACUUUCUCAUUGUGCAAUUUGUCCUCUUGCCAAACAGAAACACUUACCCUUUAUCUCUCACAAAAAUAUGUGUAUUGAAGCUUUUGAACUCCUCCAUAUUAAUAUCUGGGGACCAUUCUCAGUACCAUCUAUUGAAGGGUACAAGUACUUUCUGACGAUCCUCGAUGACCAUACUAGAGUGACUUGGAUUUAUCUCUUACGCACAAAGGAUGAGGUUUUCCGUGUGUUCUCUGAGUUCAUUGCUAUGGUUGAGACACAGUACAAGACUAAAGUCCAAGGAGUACGUUCAGAUAAUGCAAAGGAGUUGAUGUUUACUGAUCUUUACAGAUCAAAGGGAAUCAAAUUUUCAUUCUUGCCCUGA